Messenger RNA from Amaranthus tricolor (Joseph's coat), 1245 nucleotides. Its product is annotated as transcription factor FER-LIKE IRON DEFICIENCY-INDUCED TRANSCRIPTION FACTOR. The transcript has 4 exons. Lineage: Eukaryota; Viridiplantae; Streptophyta; Magnoliopsida; Caryophyllales; Amaranthaceae. Gene Ontology annotation, molecular function: DNA-binding transcription factor activity; protein dimerization activity; sequence-specific DNA binding. Gene Ontology annotation, cellular component: nucleus. Gene Ontology annotation, biological process: regulation of DNA-templated transcription. Bases 37 to 1056 code for a protein of 339 amino acids. The record is from RefSeq and is a predicted model, not a curated record.
CCCUCUUGUAUUUGACUUUUCCCAAACAAAAAAAACAUGGAUAAUAGCAAUUCUUCAUCAAAUACAAUCCCAUCAAUCCCACUAAUUAAUGACUUUAAUCUUGAUUUUAUUGAUCAAGAUUUAAACUUUAAUCAUGUGAUUAACAUGUUAAGAGGAUCUGAUCAUGAUCAUGAUCAUGAUCAAAACUUUGAUCCUUCUAGCCUUCUUUUCACUAGAAAUGAUGUAUCGGAUAAUUAUAGCAUGAAUUUUUUACCAAUUCCUACACAUGAAAAUCAUGUUUUUAACAAUUUUAAUUCCCCCACAAUGUCUUGUACUAAUAAUAACACUAAUAUUUUGAAUUCGCUCUCGGGUUUCGAGGAUGAAACACUAAGAGGAGAUCAAGAUGAAGAUCAAGAUGAAGAUGAAGAUGACGAAGAUUAUAUGGAUGGUGAACAUUCUUCGGCCACGACCACCACCAGAAAGGGAAAUGAAAAAUGUACAAAGAAAGGGAAAAUGGAUAGGUCAAGGACAUUGAUUUCUGAAAGAAAAAGAAGAGGUAGGAUGAAGGAAAAGCUCUAUGCCCUUCGUGCCUUGGUUCCUAAUAUUACCAAGAUGGACAAGGCAUCAAUAGUUGGAGAUGCAGUAUUGUAUGUGCAAGAUUUGCAAAUGCAAGCAAAAAAGCUAAAAUCUCAAAUAGAAGGGCUUGAAUCUUCUUUAAAUGCUGCUGAGAGAUGUCAAGGAGCUUUUUCUGAUUCUACCAAUAAUUCUCUUAAUCAAUUUAUUCCAGCAUGCAAGAUCAUUGUGCAGAUGGAUGUAGUUCAAAUUGAAGAAAGAGAAUUGUAUGUGAAAGUUGUGAGUAACAAAGGUCAUGGUGUAGCAGCAUCCCUUUACAAGGCCCUUGAUUCUUUCACUACAUUUACAAUACAAAAUUCCAACUUAAGUACUCUUUAUGAACAAUUUGUGUUCACAUUCACCUUAAAUGUUGCAAAAUAUAGAGAGGAUUUCAACUUGCCUAACAUGAAAAUGUGGAUAAGUGGGGCUUUUCUAAACCAAGGAUUUGAAUUUCAAUCUUUUUAAUUAAUAGGUUUUUAUGUUUUAAAUCCAAUUUCAUUUCUUGUAAUUUAUAUUAUAACUUUUAUGUAAUUUUAUUUUAAUGAAAUUAGGUGCAUGCAAAUUGGUAGAAUUUCUAAUUUCUAUGUUGGAGAAAUGGGGAUAUAAUUAUUUUUGUUAUUUUUUAAAGAGACUUAAAAAUCUAAUUGAACUUGA